Messenger RNA from Drosophila arizonae, 1273 nucleotides. RefSeq names its product mitochondrial ribosomal protein L1 (gene mRpL1). Lineage: Eukaryota; Metazoa; Arthropoda; Insecta; Diptera; Drosophilidae. Gene Ontology annotation, molecular function: RNA binding; structural constituent of ribosome. Gene Ontology annotation, biological process: translation. Gene Ontology annotation, cellular component: large ribosomal subunit; mitochondrion. The record is from RefSeq and is a predicted model, not a curated record.
UCACUCUGCAGUUCUGUUAUGGUUUUGUUCGGAACAGCCGGGUAUACUUAAUAUUAUAUAAUUAUAACUUAACAAUAACUUCAGGACUCAAAGUAAUAUUCUUAACUGAAAUGUUGACCCUUAUAUCAACGAUGCGUGCCCUCGCCGUGCGGCAACAAUCAGGAGAGGCAUUGCGGUGCCUGCACUUGACCGCAGUCACGGAAGCCGCACGCAAAGGCACCCGUGAAAAGGCACGUAAAAAAAAGGUUAAAGUGGAGGUAAAGAAAGUUGGAUUCAUUCCCCACAAUCAGCGUGACAAGAAAAUUAACGUUAAACGCGCUGAUAAACACGUGGACGACUCCUGGAAACAGGUGCCCAAAGAUGACGUCUACGUGGGACGCUAUUAUCGCUGGCCGGUUUAUACGGUAGCAGAGGCCAUACAAUGCCAUCGGGAAACACAUCACCCAACCAUGUAUAAUGUGCCAAAUGCUUCGUUGAACGUGGAAAUUGAGCUGAAUAUGCAAGGUGAAAAGGCAACACGAUUUGUUGAUAAUUUUCAGCGCAUGGCUAUGAUACCACAUAAAUUUGAUCACGGCGAGGAACGUAAGAUUAUAGUAUUCACAAAGGGCAAUGAAGAAAUUGUUGAAGCUCGCGAAGCAGGCGCUACUCUUGUGGGUGGCGUGGAGCUCAUUAAGGAUAUAACAGCUGGAGAGCUGCUGCUGUCUGAUUAUCAGUUCAUUAUUGCGCACCCCAACAUUCUGCCCGAGCUCGUUGCACUACGAGGCUUGAUGAAGCGCAAGUUUCCCAACCCAAAGAGCGAGACUCUUGGCGUAAACCUUGCAGAAAUGGUUGUCAAAUUCUCGAAUGGCAUCAGCUACAGCGCAACUAAAGAUGAAUAUCAGCAAAACUUUGGUUUAAUUAAAGCCAAUGUGGGCACUCUGGAUAUGGAUGCUCAGCAUCUCGAGGAGAAUAUACGUUUUCUGUUGCAAGAUGUAAAUAGUAUGCGACCCAAGCGGGAUGGACGCUUCAUAACGCGCGUAUUACUUAAGAGCGCACCAAGCAGUGAACAACUGAAGAUAGAUCCAUUUGUAUAUAUACCCGAGUUUUACGAUAAAACCGCAGCCAAAGUUAGCAGGGAAGCAAAGAAGGAAGCAGAACCAGAACCACAAUCAAAGGAAGCGGCAGCUGCAUCAAAUUAGCUCAUAAUUUAUUAUUGUGUACUCACAUAAUUGGUUGCUUUAUUGCUAAAUAAUCCAGUUGCGCAUUAAAAGUCGGAAAACAUAGUUUACAAAUA